AUGGCAAGCUUGAGGAACUUACAGAAUAUGCGUCAUGCUUUCACCUGGAAUAUGUUGAUAGCAUACGCUAUCAUUGCCACCAGUGUUUUUAGCUAUGGCUUUGAUGACGCUGUGUACUCGACUAUUCAGACAAUGGACUCUUUCGAAAAGCAAUUCGGCACCUACGAUAGCUCCACCGGGGAGUAUGGAUUCAGCACACAGCAUUUGGCCUUCCUCAAUUCUCUUGGCCUGCCUGCAAAAGCAGCUGGCACAUUCAUCGGAUGGGCGAUUGGAGAAUACUAUGGACGUCGAACCUGCUUUAUAGGCAUGCAGCUGAUGUGCAUCAUCGGUAUCUCUGUCAGUUACAGCGCGACGACUUUCGGUCAGAUCCUGGCCGGACGGAUGAUAGUACAAUGUUUCAUUGGCUGGGAGGACUGGCUUGUGCCCAUGUUCCUCGGUGAGAUCUGUCCUACUGUGGUUCGCGGGGCGACAGUGGUGGUAUACGUCUUUGCCCACAUUUUUGGCUCGUUUAUAUGUGCUAUCAUCACGUAUGAAACGGCCAAGUUGGAGGGAAACGCUGCUUGGAAAAUCCCGAUCGGGGUGAUGUGGACGUUCCCCUGCUUCAUCUUGCUUUGCAGUUGGCUUGUCCCAGAGAGCCCUCGGUGGCUUGUCCGGAAGAACAAGAUUCAGGCGGCGACGAGACAGCUCGAAUACCUUAACAAGGGGAAGGAUAUAGAUGUUGCUGGUGAAGUGGCGUUUUUGCAAGCAGCUGUCGAGGCAAACGCGCAAACAAAAGGCUCCUGGGCUGAACUUCUCCAGGGAACCAACCGGAGACGGACAAUGAUUGCAGUCAUGACUGCGGCUUUCAAUCAAUUGACUGGACAAUCCUUCGUCAGUCAGUAUGGCAGUCUGUUCGUCAAAUCCCUAAAAGUCAUGAACCCGUUCGCCUUCACGCUAGGAUCCCGAGGCAUCUCGACCGUGGGCCCUCUAGUUACCUUCUCCUUAGUUGACACGACUGGAAGACGGCCCAUUUAUCUAAUCGGCGGUACCAUGACCACCGCCCUACUCAUGAUCUGUGGUGGGCUAGGGACAGGCACCAUAACCGAUGGCAAAAAGCGUGGAGUUUGUGGAGUGCUCAUGAUGUACGGGCUGUUUUACAUCAUGUCUUUCGGGUCUAUUUCUGUCAUUACGGGCGCAGAAACUCCCCAUCUGCGACUACGUGAUAAGACCUCGGUUGUUGCCUGGCUUAUCCGGAUUGUUUGCGACUUUGCAGUCUCCUACUCUCUUCCCUACCUACUCGAUGCCCCGUAUGCCGAUCUCCAGUCCAAGGUUGGCUUUAUCUAUGGCUCCCUUGCAGCCGUGGGGGUGGCUUGCGGAUACUUCUUCCUCCCCGAGCUCACCGGACGCUCACUGGAGGAGCUGGAGGAUAUGUGGCAGCGGCGCAUCCCUGCGCGCAAGUUUGCUGACUGGGAAUCCGACCGCACCGGAAGUAUCGGAGCCAAGGUCACCGAGAUGGAGGGUGAGACAGAGGAUGCUGAGAAGGCUCGAGCAUAUGCCAGCGUCCGAGCCGCUUUCGCCUCGGGUCGCACCAAGAGCAAAGAUUGGAGACGCCAUCAGCUUAAGAGAGCCUGGUGGAUGGUCGAGGACAACAAGGAUCGCAUCCUUGACGCCCUUCGUGCCGACUUGAACAAGCAUCCUCUGGAGGCUAUGCUGGGGGAAAUUACGGGCCUUCAAAAUGACAUUCUGCGUACCCUUGACAAGCUUGACGAGUGGACAAUGGAUGAGAAGCCCACAAGAUGGGAUCCCAUCAACUUUUUGGGCGGAACUGUAGUCCGUCAAGAGCCAUUGGGCGUGUCAUUGAUUAUUGGCGCUUGGAACUUCCCUUUCAUGCUGACCUUACAACCCUUGGUCGCUGCUAUUGCCGCUGGCUGUGCGGUGGUCCUGAAGCCGUCCGACGUUGCACAAGCCUCCCAGGAUCUCCUGAUGGAGAUCGUCCCCAUGUACAUGGAUCGCGACGCUAUUACUUGCGUCAGUGCAGGGCCGUCGGAAAUGAAGCAUAUUCUUGAAAGUCGCUUCGAUCACAUCUUCUACACUGGCUCUGCAAAUGUUGCCAAGAUCAUCUAUGCUGCUGCUGCCAAACAUUUGACCCCCGUCACUUUGGAACUGGGGGGUCAAGGGCCUGCAAUUGUUGCCCCAUCUGCGAAUAUCGAUCUCGCGGCAAAACACAUUGCUUGGGCUAAGUUUUCGAAUGCUGGACAGAUCUGCGUCAACGUGAAUCACGUCCUCAUUGACCCUAGCAUACGUGAAGCUUUUUUGACGAGACUGAUCCAUUACUUUGACGAGUUCACUGGCGGUCGAGAUAACAAGCCAGACUACUACAGUCGCAUCAUCAACGAGCGAAAUUUCGAUCGUCUCGAGUCUCUUCUCGAUAGAACCUCCGGUAAGGUCAUUUACGGCGGCAUUCGCGACCGUCAAAAUCGAUACUUCGGACCUACCAUUGUUGUGGGCGUUAGUCCCGACGAUCCUCUUCUGUCUGAAGAGCUCUUUGGCCCCAUCCUGCCCAUCAUUGACGCGGACCUUGAUACCGCUAUCUCUUUCACUCGCAGUAUUGAGCACCCAUUAGCUCUUUACGCCUUCACCAACAUCGAGUCUGAAAAGAAACGCAUUCAAGAUGAGACUUCUUCUGGUGGUGUGACGUUUAAUGACUGUCUCCUCCAUGCCGCUGCUCUUGAUGCGCCCUUUGGUGGUGUGGGGAACUCUGGUACUGGUUGCUACCAUGGAAAGUACGGAAUACUUGCUUUCUCGCAUCUUCGCACAUAUACGAAUGCUAUUCCAACGUGGAUGGAGGGGGCGAUGGGUGCGAGAUACCCUCCUUACUCUGAGAAAAAUAUAAGGAAGCUAUCACCGCCUGUCAAGGCACCUUUUGACCGAGAAGGGAACGACACAACUUCUCGCAGCAAAGUUUUGAGUGCUGCGGCCACUCUAGCAGUUCUUGGUAUUUCAGUCUGGAUGUUUGGAGCGAGAGAGAAGCUCCCGCCUUAUGGAAAGAACUGGUUGAGGAAGUGAUGCUGUGUAUUUGAUGUAUCUAUUUUGAUUGAAG
Messenger RNA from Aspergillus costaricaensis CBS 115574, 3079 nucleotides. Its product is annotated as aldehyde dehydrogenase. Gene Ontology annotation, biological process: aldehyde metabolic process; transmembrane transport. Lineage: Eukaryota; Fungi; Ascomycota; Eurotiomycetes; Eurotiales; Aspergillaceae. Gene Ontology annotation, molecular function: transmembrane transporter activity; aldehyde dehydrogenase (NAD+) activity. The transcript has 7 exons. Gene Ontology annotation, cellular component: membrane; cytoplasm. Bases 1 to 3045 code for a protein of 1014 amino acids. The record is from RefSeq and is a predicted model, not a curated record.